Messenger RNA from Herpailurus yagouaroundi (jaguarundi), 1746 nucleotides. RefSeq names its product G protein nucleolar 3 like (gene GNL3L). Lineage: Eukaryota; Metazoa; Chordata; Mammalia; Carnivora; Felidae. The transcript has 8 exons. The record is from RefSeq and is a predicted model, not a curated record. Gene Ontology annotation, cellular component: nucleolus. The coding region runs from base 253 to 909 and encodes 218 amino acids.
AAGCAAGGCGGGCGGACCGGCGCCGUAAGGCUGGGAUCCGGAAGUCGGAGCCUAUCCGCGUUAGCUCAGCCUGCCGACCAACCGUAUCGUGGUGCCAUUCUCUCCUCUUUGAUCCCCGCCGGAAGUGGAGGGGGCUCAGAAGGGAGCUUGUGGCAUUGUGGUUCCCCUCUCUGUCUUCACAUUGGUUCUUCUUCCAUUCUGACAGGACGAAAGCCUGCAGAUUUGAACCUACCUGCUUUCAAGUCAGUCAUCAUGAUGAAACAUAGACACAAAAAUAAAAAACCAGGUAAAGGUUCCAAAGGCUGCAAGAAGGUUGAAGAGAUGAGGGAGAAGCAACAGGCUGCACGGGAGCAAGAGAGACACAGACGUAGGACCAUCGAGAGCUAUUGUCAGGAUGCCCUGCAACGCCAGGAGGAGUUUGAGCACAAGGAGGAAGUUUUGCAGGAAUUAAAUAUGUUUCCUCAAUUGGAUGAUGAGGCUACAAGGAAGGCUUAUUACAAGGAGUUCCGUAAGGUGGUGGAAUACUCUGAUGUGAUUCUGGAAGUCCUGGAUGCCAGAGACCCAUUGGGCUGUCGCUGUUUCCAAAUGGAGGAGGCUGUCCUGCAGGCAGAAGGCAACAAGAAGCUGGUCCUGGUCUUGAACAAGAUUGACUUGGUCCCCAAAGAGGUUGUGGAGAAGUGGCUUGAUUACCUUCGGAAUGAGCUGCCAACGGUGGCUUUCAAGGCCAGCACACAGCAUCAGGUCAAAAACCUGAAUCGUUGCACUGUGCCAGUGGAUCAAGCCUCUGAGUCACUGCUGAAAAGCAAAGCCUGCUUUGGAGCUGAAAACCUCAUGAGGGUUUUGGGGAAUUAUUGCCGCCUUGGUGAAGUGCACACCCAUAUUCGUGUGGGUGUUGUGGGUAAGGCCUAGAGGGAGGUCAUGGGGCUCAGGCUCCUUCCUUGGGCAGGGGAUUUGCUGGGUGAAGGACUCUGGGAGCUUCACGUUACCCUUCUGGGGAAGAGAGGAGCAGUUCAGGAAGGGUUUUGUGAUUUGUGAUAUGUAUUGGUGAAUGUAGGAAGAAUCACCACCAUGCAUUGAGUAUUAGAGCUAUGGACCAAAUACACAGGGCUAUGCUUGGUGUUGGUGCCAUCUCAUCCUACCAGAACUAUUGGGGGAGGGAGGGGUGAACAUAUCUCUUUUACAGAUAAGAACACUGAGGCCCAGAUAAGGGAAAGGGACUUGUGGGGAUCAACCCUGUGUGAGGCAAGGUAGGCUGAUGCUCAAACUUGGGCCUGUAUGGAACCCAGGGCACUAAAGGAAGGAUGAUGGGGAGAGAAUAGGGAAAUUGAGAGAAAAAGAGAUAGACUGUCAGGGAGAGGAAGUAAAGCCAAGAGAGAAAGACAUUGGAGAGAGUUGGACACUGAGAAAAAGGUAUAGAUAUACAGACCAGAAUAGACCUAGAAAAAGAACUGGGAAAUGGUGGGAUUGGUGGGGAGUAGAAAGGAAAGAUGGAUUUAAAUGACAGAGGCAUGUAAAGAGAGGGAGAUAAUGAAAACAAAAAGAUACCAGAAGCAACAUAGAGACAGACAUGUGCACAGAGACCUGCAGAAAGACACAUAAGAGGGCUAGACACUCCAUGCAUCUAGAGAGACAGACCUCCAUACCAAAGAAAGAAUGAGAAAGUCAGAUACAGGGAUAGAGACUGAGAGGGAGGUACACAUGGAAAGAGCCAGGAACAAAGAAGUAGACAUGGAGGAACACACACAC